Molecule: messenger RNA, 1026 nt
Organism: Pseudopodoces humilis (Tibetan ground-tit)
Lineage: Eukaryota; Metazoa; Chordata; Aves; Passeriformes; Paridae
Gene: CCDC89
Product: coiled-coil domain containing 89
Source: RefSeq, a predicted model, not a curated record
AUGGCUGACUUCACAGGUGAUCCAGAGACAGUCAAAGACAUGGAAGAUCUGACAAAAGGGUUGGAGGAGCUCUGUGAGAGCUCUAAGGAGUGGAGAGAGGAGGCACCGCUGCUUUCAUACUUAGAACAGCAUAAUCAUCUUGUCUCUAUACUGAAGAAGAAAGUGGAUGACACACAUGAACGCUGCAGAGACCUGGAGCAGCUCAACAUGGAGCUGAAGAAACUGAGGGCAGAGGAUGCUGUGAAAGUUAAAACCCAGACCCAGGGUAUUCAGUACUUGGAGGGGCGCUUCAUAGGUCUGGUCAAAAACCAUUGAAUAAUGAUCCAGUUCAAAAACUAACACAAAAAACGGCACAUGCAGCUGUGGGAGGAGAACAAGCACCUGCGGCAGGACAGGGAAGCACUCUUCAGGCAGGCUGUGAGGGAGAAGGAAGCUGAAGUACUCCGGCUGGCAGCCCAGGCCAAGAAGCUCUCACUGCAGUUAUGCUCCUUGCAGGAGAAAUGUGCUUAUGAGAGUCACAGAGCCCGGGAGCGAGAGAAGGAGUUGCUGGAAGCUCAGAGCCAGCAAGCAGAUGCCUAUGCCUGGGAGGUGGAUUCACCGAAGAAGCAGCUGCAGCUCCUACAGGAGAGGCACCAACAAGCUGCUGCAAGGGCUGAGCAGGCAGAUCAGCAGAGGGCUCAGGGCAGUGAACUGCAAGCCAAGCUGGAAAGGGCACAUGAAGAGAAAGAGCAGCUACGGAACCUGGCCAUGGAAAGGAGCAAAGCUCUGCAAGAUAAGGAGAUUCAGAAGCUGGAGAAGCUAGAGACCGUGGAAGAAGUCUUGCAGAGGGCAGGAAGGUGCCUCGAGAAAGAGGCAGCAGCAGCAGACAAAGAUCUGAAGGUUCAAGAGCUCCUAGGACAGCUAGAACACAGCAAGCAGCUGUCCAAUGAACUCUUGUUGUGGCUCAACGCUUACAGAAAGCACAGUAUGGAUUUGCUGACUAAAGAGAGAGCUGUGAAUGUCAAACUCCGUCACUUUGUUGCAUAA